Molecule: messenger RNA, 1369 nt
Organism: Schistosoma bovis
Lineage: Eukaryota; Metazoa; Platyhelminthes; Trematoda; Strigeidida; Schistosomatidae
Source: the annotation of a GenBank genome assembly
AUGUGUGCGUUACAGCUCGGGAUUUUGACAGAACUUGAGAAGAGUGCAGAAGGGAUAGCAAAUAAUUUAGACUCAUUGCUUCGUUCAUUAACGUCUACAUUAAACCAGAUGUCAAGUCUUACCUUGGACUGUACAACUGUAUUUUCAGAUUCCGUGGAUUACGCUUGUGAAACUAUCGGUGCAUGUAUAAAGGUUAGUUUGUUGAUAAAUGGCGAGUUGACAUCGGUAGUUUGAAAAUGUACGGCCAUUACUAGCCAUAAUUUCUCAGUGUCUGUACUACCACAUUUAAGGUUGGUUUAGGUUUCUAUGAAUACCCUCAUUAAGGGCUCUUUAUUUAUAUAAAGUCGAAAUCUUGAAUAACGGUUAUCUAGUUGAGUACAUUAUUUAUUUAUUUAUUUGUACACAUAUAUAUGUAUACGACAUUUUUGGCGUAGCUUCAGCAUGAACGUUGACAUGCUUCAGUGAAUGCUCCGUCUUAUCAUUUAUUGCCUGCUCUCACGUUUAUAUAGUGACUCAUUCUACUGAUUCGACAGAAACCGUUUUAUGAAAUAAGUAUAGUGUGGAAUGAUCAACAUACUCAACCACUGUGCCUUUCUUAUCUUUGAAAGUUUACUUGACCAGAAAUGGGUCAUAAUUUUAUUUUCACAAGUGUGAUUUUAAGGUAUCUCACGGUGGACUGGUACAUUUCCAAAAUUUAAUAUGAAAAAUAACCCUAGUGUAUUGCUAUGCUUAACGCUCUUAUAAGUACUGGGCAACUUUACGCAAUACUCUUAAUGAUCUUGGUUCGGAUUAGAGACCACUAAUCCCAACUGUAGAUGUACUGUAGUUCAUGCAUUAUGGUCCGCUUGUAAACAAUAAUUUUACUAACAACACCAUCUUAAUAUGAAUUUAGCACAAAUCCCCAGUGCAUUCUAAAACUAUAAGGUUCAACAAUGUAGGAAGUUUCAAUAGUUUGAGAAAACAGGGAUUCCCUUGUCAUUAUAGCAAUCAACCAGUUAAAGUAAAGCCUUGUAUACUUUGAUUAACGUAAGAUGUAUUAUUUGUAUCUGAAAUACUUAACUAUUGUUGGAAUAUUUUCAGAACUUUUGUUUCCCCCUUAGUCCACUUAUGUUUUGAUGGCCAAGUGCGAAGAAUUAUCCAAAUCUAUGUCUCAGCUGGAACCGUUAAAAAAAGAAAUAGAAGGUUUGAAACGAACUCUAAGUAAAUUUGAGGAGGCAUUAAGUACACCAUUGAAGUAGUUAAAUAGUGAGACUUAUCCUAGGAGAUACUUUUCCAUCUUUGUUUUGUAAAAUUGUGGAACAUCAUUAUUUCUUCAUGUACAUAACAUGUAUAGCACCUCGCUUUAUUAAUACAUUCCUACUUACCGCAG